Nematocida homosporus is the source of this 384-nucleotide messenger RNA. Its product is annotated as small subunit ribosomal protein S15Ae. Gene Ontology annotation, biological process: translation. Bases 1 to 384 code for a protein of 127 amino acids. The record is from RefSeq and is a predicted model, not a curated record. Gene Ontology annotation, cellular component: ribosome; cytosolic small ribosomal subunit. Lineage: Eukaryota; Fungi; Microsporidia. Gene Ontology annotation, molecular function: structural constituent of ribosome. The transcript has a single exon.
AUGAAUAUUCUUACUGCUGCACUAAAGACCAUUAACAAUGCUAAUAUCAAAGGACAAAAAGAAGUUCUUAUUAGAGCUCCAAACAAAGUAGUUAGAAGCUUUCUUGAGUAUAUGCAAUUAAAAGGAUACAUUUCUGAGAUUGAGUACGUAAAUGAUCAUCGUAAAGGCAAGGCUAUUCUAACUCUGAAUGGUCGAUUGAACAAGUGUGGAUCUAUUUGUCCUCGUUUUGAUGUUCCUUUGGAUAAGUUAGAACAAUGGAGUAGUCGAUUACUUCCAGCUAGACAGUUUGGGCAUGUAGUUAUCACUACUUCUAAAGGCAUUCUUGAUCAUAAAGAGUGCGUAGCCCAUCAUACCGGAGGAAAGAUACUCGGUUUCUUCUACUAA